Molecule: messenger RNA, 767 nt
Organism: Exserohilum turcica Et28A
Lineage: Eukaryota; Fungi; Ascomycota; Dothideomycetes; Pleosporales; Pleosporaceae
Exons: 1
Coding region: 107-631 (174 amino acids)
Biological process (GO): translational termination
Cellular component (GO): mitochondrion
Molecular function (GO): translation release factor activity
Source: RefSeq, a predicted model, not a curated record
AGCAGCGCUUCUAUGCGCGGCGGCGAAGCUCUUCCGCGCGUUUAAUCCCGUCCAAGAAGAAUGCCGUUGAUGCAUCGCUUCCGCUCUUGUGCUUGAGAAGAUGGCAAUGGUUUCGCUCCCACCUAUCGCCCGCCUCGCUCUCGCCCGCGCAACGGCUCCCGUCCGCAGCCAGCAUGCCGCUAUUCACAGUUCCUCUGCGCGCCUCUCCAAAGCCCUUCCGCCGCGGCCAGUCCUCGUCGACUCGGAUCUCAUAGAAAACUUCCUCAAGGGGUCCGGGCCUGGCGGGCAGAAAAUCAACAAGACGUCUUCUGCCGUGCAACUCAAGCACAUUCCCACGGGCAUCGUGGUCAAGUACCAGGACACGCGGUCGAGAGAGGUCAACCGCAAGAUGGCAAGAAGAAUUUUGCAGGACCGUAUUGAGGAGUUGGAGCUAGGCGAAAAUGCAAGGACAAGGGUCAAGGCCAGGGAGAAGAGCAAGAAGAAGGCGAGUGCGGCCAAGAAGACGAGGCGAAAGUACAGGGCACUGGAGGACGCGAAACGGGCUGCUGGAGAAGAUGGACCUGUCGAAGAAGCUGGUGUGCCAGACACGAAAGAGGACUAUGCAAGCAAGGACGGGACAGAAUCGAGAUAGAGGCACGCAGCAUGGAAAAUGGGAAGCCAGACGGCCAGCUGCGAAGAGACGGCCUAUCGCUGUACAGGCAUACACAUGGCGGAUAGCGAUUCAACACGCAACAUCAAGCUAUCACAUCCAAUACGACGCGUCUUUG